AUGGACGUGGACGUGGACGUGGACGUGGACCUGGAAAUGGACGUGGACGUGGACGUGGACGUGGACGUGGACGUGGACAUGGACAAGGACGUAGAAAUGGACGUGGACGUGGACGUGCACAUGGACGUGGACGUGGACGUGGACAUGGACGUGGACGUGGACAUGGACGUGGACGUAGAAAUGGACGUGAACGUGGACGUGGACAUGGACGUGGACGUAGACGUGGACGUGGACGUGGACGUAGACGUGGACGUGGACGUGGACGUGGACGUGGACGUGGACGUGGACGUGGACGUGGACAUGGACGUGGACGUGGACGUGGACGUGGACGUGGACGUGGAAAUGGACGUGGACGUGGACCUGGACGUGGACAUGGACGUGGACAUAGACGUGGACGUGGACGUGGACGUGGACGUGGACAUGGACGUGGACAUGGACGUGGACGUGGACGUGGACGUAGAAAUGGACGUGGACGUGGACGUGGACGUGGACGUGGACGUGGACGUGGACGUGGACGUGGACAUGGACGUGGACGUGGACGUGGACGUGGACAUGGACGUGGACAUGGACAUGGAGGUGGACGUGGACGUGGACGUGGACGUGGACAUGGACGUGGACGUGGACGUGGACGUGGACGUGGACGUAGACGUGGACGUGGACAUGGACGUGGACUUGGACCUGGACGUGGACAUGGACGUGGACAUGGACGUGGACGUGGACGUGGACGUGGACAUGGACGUGGACGUGGACGUGGACGUGGACGUGGACGUGGACAUGGACGUGGACGUGGACAUGGACGUGGACAUGGACGUUGACAUGGACGUGGACGUGGACAUGGACGUGGACAUGGACGUGGACGUGGACGUGGACGUGGACGUGGACAUGGACGUGGACAUGGACGUGGACUUGGACGUGGACGUGGACAUGGACGUGGACGUGGACAUGGACGUAGACGUGGACGUCGACGCGGACGUGGACGUGGACGUGGACAUGGACGUGGACGUGGACGUGGACGUGGACGUAGAAAUGGACGUGGACGUGGACGUAGAAAUGGACGUGGACGUGGACGUGGAUGUGGACGUGGACGUGGACAUGGACGUGGACAUGGACGUGGACGUGGACGUGGACGUGGACAUGGACGUGGACGUGGACGUGGAUGUGGACGUGGACGUGGACGUAGUUAUGGACGUGGACGUGGACGUGGACGUGGACAUGGACGUGGACAUGGACGUGGACAUGGACGUGGACAUGGACGUGGACAUGGACAUGGACGUGGACAUGGACGUGGACGUGGACAUAGGCGUGGACGUGGACGUGGACGUAGAAAUGGACGUGGACUUGGACGUAGAAAUGGACGUGGACGUGGACGUGGAAGUGGAUAUGGACGUGGACAUGGACAUGGACGUGGACGUGGACGUAGACAUGGACGUGGACGUGGACGUAGAAAUGGACGUGGACGUGGACGUGGACAUGGACGUGGACGUGGACGUGGACGUGGACAUGGACGUGGACGUGGACAUGGACGUGGACGUGGACGUGGACGUGGACAUGGACGUGGACAUGGACGUGGACGUGGACUUGGACGUGGACGUGGACGUGGACGUGGACGUGGACGUGGACGUGGACAUGGACAUGGACGUGGACGUGGACGUGGAGGUGGACGUGGACGUCGACGUGGACGUGGACGUGGACGUGGACGUAGACGUGGACGUAGACGUGGACGUGGACGUGGACGUGGACGUGGACAUGGACGUGGACGUGGACAUUCAGCCAGGCGCUUGGUGA
Molecule: messenger RNA, 1785 nt
Organism: Closterium sp. NIES-65
Lineage: Eukaryota; Viridiplantae; Streptophyta; Zygnematophyceae; Desmidiales; Closteriaceae
Source: the annotation of a GenBank genome assembly